This is a messenger RNA of Harmonia axyridis, 1233 nucleotides long. RefSeq lists its product as uncharacterized. Gene Ontology annotation, cellular component: transcription regulator complex; nucleus. The transcript is spliced from 3 exons. The record is from RefSeq and is a predicted model, not a curated record. Bases 201 to 1163 code for a protein of 320 amino acids. Lineage: Eukaryota; Metazoa; Arthropoda; Insecta; Coleoptera; Coccinellidae. Gene Ontology annotation, biological process: regulation of transcription by RNA polymerase II.
CCUGGUUUCGCUUGUGCAGCCGCUGCAUGCAGCUGCAGCUCAAAGUAGCCGUUGCAGCUCUGAAAUACACUGCUUCUUCGGAACUAGGAAGAAGUGGUUUCGCUUGAGCCACGAUCGCGGCAGCAGCUGCAACGUCCCGACUGCCGACUGCUCGGGGUACCAGUCUGUGCGACGUCCCUGCAGCAUACGUUGGGUGAAAAAUGAAUGUUCAGAGCGUAGAUCGAUUUUCGCGGGACGAGGAAAUGAUGCUAAUAGAAUUAGUGUCUAUGAAUAGAAGCAUAUAUGAUGCUUCUCACAAUGAUUAUAAAAAUAAUUUCAUAAAGGAUAAUAUAUGGCAAAAGAUCGCCUCGAAAAUGGAGGAAAAAACAGAUGAAAUGUGCAAAAAAAGGUGGCGGACGAUUAGAGAUACGUACAGACGACAAAAGAAAAGAGGUAAACUUGGAACAGGAUCAGCAGCUAAAAAUCAACAGAAAUGGCCAUUAGUUUCUCAUCUUAGUUUUCUGGAUAAUGUUCCAGAAGAGAGAAGAAGUUUCUCGAACAUCAUUGAGGAAAGCCUGGAUUUUCAAGCAGUUCAAGAGCAGAACAGUGAUAGUGAAAGCGAAUAUCACCAGACACCUGACGAAUGUUCAGUUCAGUCCCCACCAAUGGUACAAUCUCCAGAUAGCCUUCAAAGCACACCUUCGGCCAGUUCAUCAAAGAAAAGAAAAAAAUCACAGGUUGAUGACGGGGAUAUGCUUCAACUCAUGAAAGAAAAUAGGAAAACGCGGGAAAAAAUUUUAGAUUUUCUCGUUCAAAAUAAAAAUCCGGAAUGUGAAGAUGAUGUAGAUUUAUUUUAUAAAAGCAUUGCUAUGUCUGUCAAACGGUUACCCAAACAUCUUUUAUCUUCGGCGAAAACACAGCAUUUGCAAAUAUUGACGAACUUAGAAAAUGAAGCUGCAAAUCUGCAACAAGGAGUAAUUCGACACACAAGAGUGGAAACGAGUACGCAACCAGAGAGGAGUUUUGACCGGAAUCCGCAUCAAACUUCAUCGCCAAUUAUGCAAAGAUUUUCACAAGGAGCAUUAUUUCCACCGAAUCCUCCAGGAUCCUUAGGAUUUCCUGAAAACGAACGCCAAAUAUUUCCAGAGCGCCAAAGCUUUUCAUCAUAUAAUUACACGCAUUAAUGCACAUUUUAAUGUUCCUUUUGUAUAAUUUUUUUUUGUUACAUUGAGAGAAUAAAAUUUUUGUUUGUUA